Molecule: messenger RNA, 796 nt
Organism: Bactrocera tryoni
Lineage: Eukaryota; Metazoa; Arthropoda; Insecta; Diptera; Tephritidae
Exons: 4
Coding region: 42-710 (222 amino acids)
Biological process (GO): positive regulation of DNA-templated transcription
Cellular component (GO): nuclear body
Source: RefSeq, a predicted model, not a curated record
AAUAAAUCGUAAACAUUAAAUAUUUUUGAAAAGCAUCAGAGAUGGCAGAAAGUAGAAAACGCACAGUUUGGACGACCAGCGACGAAAAUGAGCUAAUUUAUUUGUGGCGUGAACGAGCCGGAGAUUUGCGACAUGCUAAGCGCAAUUUGCAUAUUUAUACAGAUAUAUCUGUGCAAAUGGAGCAUAAAUUUACACCGAAGGAAGUGCAUGUCAAAAUACGAAACUUAACACAAAGAUAUAGAGAAGAAAAGAAAAAGGUUGGACCCUCGGGGUCGUCGGAGUGGAAACUUUUUGAUGCAGUUCAUCAAAUAAUCGGACUGAUGGCAGCCAAUAAUGCAGAAACAAAAGAAUUGUUUGAUUUCGUGGACAUAUCGUCAUCAACAUUUCUGCCGUUUCAGUCAACUACACCUACAGUAUCACCAUUAGAAAUGCCACCCGCAGUAUCGGAAUCUGAACCGCUGGGUUCGCAAGCAGUGGCAUCUUCCAGCUCGCAAUCAUUGUCACUGGAUAGUUCCUCAACAUCAGCAACUAGAAAGAGGAAUUAUAAGGGUGAAAUACUAAAAAUGGCAAAAGAGCAAAAUGAAUUGCUGAAGGCAGUGGCAGAGGUUGGAAAAGAAUUAACAGAAAAACUUGUUAAUGCUAUUGAACGACAAAAUAACACUACGCAGGAGUUCUUAGUUAUUAUGAAAAAUAUUUUAGAAAAAAUGUAAACAGUAAAUUUUAAGUAAAUAUGUAUGAGUUGUAUAAGUUAUUAACGAAGUUAUUUAUUACAAAUUAAUUAAAAAAUAUUUUUGAA